Molecule: messenger RNA, 277 nt
Organism: Paraglomus occultum
Lineage: Eukaryota; Fungi; Glomeromycota; Glomeromycetes; Paraglomerales; Paraglomeraceae
Source: the annotation of a GenBank genome assembly
CUGCUUUGGUCCUUCGGGCUUUGAAAAAGACGAAAGCAUGCCAGCUCUCGUGUUCCAAUGGAAUCCAGCAGGAUUUAACGAUGUUGCCGCAGCACCAGGGCAACAUUUUACAUUUAGAAAUGAUUCUUUAGGAUUAACUUAUCUAUUCGUGAAGGGUGAUAAUCAAGAUGGAGUCCCAAAUGUCAUCACAACAGCCAUUAAUCGGAUCGCUGAACGUGAAAUAGGCACGCCCUCGACCGCAUUUGAUCUUGAGGCAUUCGACGAAAUUUUUCGCUGA